CAGCACGGAUGUCGCCAUCUUUAGUAAGGGACAAUAAGCCUAGUGUUAUAACGCAACUUGUUGUAAUUUGCUGAAACUCGUGAUAUGUUUACUUUUUAUAGAUUUCAAGUGUCCUUUAAAGCACCUCGCUAAACCGAGCAUCCUCCGCUGAUUCACAAUGACAAAUAACACAAAGUAAAGGCGUUUCUGUAUGAAAUGGUCAGCGAGCGGGUCUCUGUCGCCAUGUUUACUUUGGGUGACGCCAACUCUCUUCCAUUUUCCUCCGCCUCUGGUUGUCAAGAAGAUGGCAGCUUCCAGGCAGGCAUGAGAGGAAAUACUUCUUCACAAAUCGAAUGAAUUUGGAUUAUUACCGCAAGAUCAGACCACAUACCCGUGUUUUUGCAAUUACUGCAUCGAAAUAAAAAUCAUGUCUGCCCCUGGGUCCGCGGUGUCUGGGACCACGGCGUCGGUUCUGCAGCCGCGGUGGAAACGGGUCCUCGGAUGGUCCGGUCCCGUUCCCCGGCCCAGACAUGGUCACAGAGCUGUGGCUAUAAAGGAGCUUAUGGUUGUCUUUGGCGGUGGAAACGAAGGGAUUGUGGAUGAAUUACAUGUAUACAACACUGCAACAAACCAGUGGUUUAUCCCAGCAGUCCGUGGUGAUAUUCCCCCUGGUUGUGCUGCAUAUGGGUUUGUCUGUGAUGGCACAAGACUGCUGGUGUUUGGUGGAAUGGUGGAGUAUGGAAAGUACAGCAACGAUCUCUAUGAACUACAGGCCAGCAGAUGGGAAUGGAAAAAGUUGAAAGCAAAAAACCCGAAGAAUGGCCCCCCUCCUUGUCCUCGACUUGGUCACAGUUUUUCCCUGGUUGGCAACAAAUGCUACCUGUUUGGUGGACUAGCCAAUGACAGUGAGGACCCAAAAAACAACAUUCCCAGAUACCUGAAUGAUCUGUACACACUUGAGCUUCGUGCGGGUUCCAGUGUGGUUGGAUGGGAUAUUCCAAUCACAUAUGGAGUUCUGCCUCCUCCCCGUGAGAGCCACACUGCUGUGGUAUACACAGAAAAGACGAGCAGGAAAUCUCGCCUGAUAAUCUAUGGAGGGAUGAGCGGUUGUCGCCUUGGAGAUCUGUGGACUCUCGAUAUUGAUACCCUGACAUGGAACAAACCAUCAGUAAGUGGGACUGCACCGCUCCCCAGAAGUCUUCACUCUGCCACCACCAUCACAAACAAGAUGUAUGUUUUUGGAGGGUGGGUUCCACUGGUGAUGGACGAUGUCAAAGUGGCCACACAUGAGAAGGAGUGGAAGUGCACAAACACUCUUGCCUGCCUAAAUCUAGACUCCAUGUGCUGGGAGACAGUGUUGAUGGAUACUCUCGAAGACAACAUCCCUAGGGCCCGUGCUGGCCACUGCGCUGUGGCCAUCAACUCCAGACUCUACGUUUGGAGCGGCCGUGAUGGUUAUCGUAAAGCUUGGAACAACCAAGUCUGUUGUAAAGACCUCUGGUACCUGGAAACAGAGCGACCACACGCCCCUGCUAGGGUGCAGUUAGUCCGUGCCAAUACAAACUCUCUUGAGGUGAGCUGGGGCGCCGUCUCAACUGCUGACACCUACUUACUGCAGCUGCAGAAAUAUGACAUCCCUGCAACUCCAGCUGCAGCCUCGCCAGCCAUGAGUGCCACCCCCGUGCAGCCUCUGAACUCUCCAAAGAGCCCCGCACCGGCUGCUGCAGCACCCUCUGCUCAAAGCCUACCCCAGACAGGUAUUACACUUUCGACCAAUAAUUCUUUCCCAACCCUUCCAUAUCUGUUGCUGUUGUCACUACACGAGAAAGCAACUGCAAAGAAGUUGCACAGAAAGACUAAUUGUCAUUUUCCUCAUUUUACAGCUGUUUUGAAGGUUGCCGCUCAACAGUCUGCCACAGGCACAUCUGUUGUCACAGUCCGCCCCAGCCAGCCUGGGAAAUCCCCCGUCACUGUGACAUCUCUUCCGCCAGGUGUUCGAAUGGUAGUUCCUGCCCAAACCACCCAAGGAUCGCCAAUUGGAAGUAGCCCUCAGAUGAGUGGCAUGGCAGCUUUAGCAGCAGCAGCUGCAGCAACACAGAAGAUCCCUCCUUCCUCUGCUGGCACUGUCCUCAAUGUUCCCGCAGGUGCCACAAUUCUCAAAACAGUAGCCGUUUCCCCUGGCACAACCACAGUGAAAAUGGCCUCUCCAGUCAUGGUCAGUAACCCAGCCACCCGGAUGCUGAAAACUGCUGCAGCCCAGGUGGGCACAGCAACUGCGUCCUCUCCCACCACCACCAGACCCAUCAUCACUGUGCACAAGUCUGGUGCAGUCACAGUGGCACAGCAGGCCCAGGUGGUAACCACUGUGGUUGGAGGAGUCACCAAGACCAUCACCUUGGUCAAGAGUCCCCUCACCAUGGGCAGCAGUGGCACUCUGAUCUCCAACCUUGGCAAGAUGAUGUCUGUGGUACAAACCAAGCCAGUGCAGACAUCAGCUGUCACAGGCCAGGCUUCCACUAACCCUCUCACACAGAUCAUACAGACAAAGGGUCCCCUCCCAGCCGGCACCAUCCUGAAGCUGGUGACCUCUGCAGAUGGCAAGCCCACAACCAUCAUCACCACUUCCCAGGCAGGAGGCACAGGAAACAAGCCCACAAUCCUCAACAUCAGUGGUGUCUCUCCUACCACCACUAAGCAAGGCACCACCAUCAUAAAGACCAUCCCCAUGUCGGCCAUCAUGACACAGCCUGGAGCCACAGGUGUAACAAGCAGUGCAGGCAUGAAAACGCCUAUCACAAUCCUUACCACAAAGGUGAUGACCACUGGAACGCCUGGUAAAAUCAUCACUGCAGUGCCCAAACUUGCCACUGCCGCUGGCCAACAGGGACUGACACAGGUGGUUUUGAAGGGUGCUCCAGGGCAGCCUGGCACUAUUUUGCGCACUGUGCCCAUGAGCACAGUCGGUGGUGUUCGACUUGUUACACCAGUGACGGUGUCUGCUGUUAAGCCCACUGUCACCACUCUGGUUGUCAAGGGGACUACUGGUGUCACUACUCUUGGGACAGUCACUGGCACAGUCUCCUCAAGCCUGGCAGGAGGCACGGUGGACAGUUCCAAUGCCUCUCUGGUCACCCCCAUCACCACACUGGGAACCAUUGCUACCCUGUCCAGCCAGGUCAUCACCCCAGCUGCCAUAACUGUGUCAGCUGCUCAGACCAGCCUGACCUCUGCCUCCGCAUUGCCCUCCUCUACCAUGACAGUGCAGAACCAGCCCACCCAGGUGACUCUGAUUACAACUCCCAGUGGUGUAGAAGCUCAACCAGUGCAGGAUCUCCCAGUGUCCAUCCUGGCUUCACCAACCUCCGAGCAGCCCAGCUCCACUGAGGCUGGAGCAGCUGGAGAAGGCUCUGGGACCGUCACCCUGGUCUGCUCUAACCCGCCCUGCGAGACCCAUGAGACCGGAACCACCAACACAGCAACCACCUCUUCUGCCACCAUGGGAGCAGAAAAGGUCUGCUCUAACCCGCCCUGCGAGACCCACGAGACCGGAACCACCAACACAGCCACCACCUCCUCUGCUACAAUUAAAGCAGGACAAGUGUGCUCUAACCCGCCAUGUGAGACCCAUGAAACAGGCACCACCAACACAGCCACAACUGCAUCAUCAAACAUGUCUACGCCGCGUGUGUGCUCCAAUCCACCAUGCGAGACCCAUGAAACUGGGACAACUAACACAGCAACCACAGCAUCGGCUAAUAUGGGAGGAGUACAGCAGAUUUGCUCCAACCCACCCUGUGAGACCCACGUGACCGGCACCACCAACACAUCCACCCAGGCAUCAUCUAACAUGAAUGCAGGCCAAACGAACACCGUGCAGAGGGUUUGCUCCAACCCGCCCUGCGAAACACACGAGACAGGGACCACCAACACCCCGUCCACAGCCACCUCCAGCAUGGGAGGUGACCAGACCAGCACAGCUACAGGCCAGGUCCAGAGGGUUUGCUCCAACCCGCCAUGUGAAACACACGAAACCGGGACCACCAACACAGCCACCACUGCCACCUGCAGCAUGGAGACAGGCGAAGGCACAGCAGCCCAGCAGACAGAGGAGGCAACAGAAGGUACCAGCAGCACAGAAGUGGCCUCCACCACUGCAGCAACUGGCAUGGUUACCACCACCCAGGGCAGGGCCAUCACAACUGUCACUCAGUCCACACCAGCUCCUGGACCCUCUGUACCUUCGAUCUCAUCAAUCACAGAGAGCGUGAGUACUGCUGCCAGCUCCACAGAGGAACCGAUGCAAACUGAUGAGACGGCAUCAGCGGAAGCUGCACCUGCAGUGGAGGGAGCCACCGCGAUGGAGACGCAAGCAGAGGGAGAAGCAGCCACAGCUACAGCCUUGAAUUUGCCCUCAGAGCUGAUGUCCGAGGGUCAGGGUGCCACACUCAUGGUGACAGGGCUGUCGGACGAGGAGCUGGCUGUUACUGCAGCGGCAGAGGCUGCUGCUCAGGCGGCAGCUACUGAAGAAGCCCAGGCUCUCGCUAUCCAGGCUGUGCUCCAGGCAGCCCAGCAAGCCGUAAUGAAUGAAGGUGAUUCCACUGGAGAGAGCCAGCAACCCACCAACAUCCCCAUCAUGUUGACCCAGCAGGAGCUCGCAGCGCUGGUCCAACAGCAGCAGCAGCUGCAGCUGCAGGAGGCUCAGGCUGCUGCACAGCAGGCCAGCGUGGACACAAACUUGCCCACUGAAGGUCUUGCCCCUGCUGACAGCCUCAACGACCCUUCUGUCGAGAGCAACGGACACAAUGAGAUGGCUGCCGCAGUCACCAGUGCAGUGGCGUCACUGCUGCCACGCACCACUGCUGAGACACUCGCUCCAUCAAGCACAUUUGCACCCUCUGUAUCAGUGGCAAGUCCAGCCAAGCUGCAAGCAGCAGCCGCACUAGCAGAGGUCGCCAACGGGAUUGAGGGAGAGAAGCAAGCCCCUCAGCCAACCCCCGUGAAGCCUGUUGUAAAAAAAGAGAACCAGUGGUUUGAUGUUGGAAUUGUUAAAGUGACAAAUAUGGUUGUCACACACUUCUAUGUGCCAGGAGAUGAUUCUCAAGGAGAUGAUGACUCUGGCAUCAUGCCAGACUACAGCCAGAUGAAGAAAAUGGAGCUGCAGCCUGGAACAGCUUACAAGUUCCGUGUUGCAGGAAUCAACGCUUGUGGUCGCGGAGCUUUCUCCGAGAUUUCUGCUUUCAAAACUUGCCUACCAGGCUUCCCAGGGGCACCCUGCGCCAUCAAAAUCAGCAAGAGCCCAGAUGGUGCCCACCUGACCUGGGAGCCACCCUCAGUGACGUCGGGGAAGAUAAUCGAAUACUCUGUGUACCUGGCUAUCCAGAGCAACCAGACAGCUGAAGCCAAGGCCUCCACCCCGGCACAACUAGCCUUCAUGCGUGUGUACUGUGGACCCAACCCCUCUUGCUUGGUGCAGUCGUCCAGCCUCUCCAAUGCCCACAUCGACUAUACCACCAAGCCAGCCAUCAUCUUCCGCAUCGCCGCCCGCAAUGAGAAGGGCUACGGUCCCGCCACCCAAGUUCGAUGGCUUCAAGAAUCCGGCAAAGAUGCUGCCUCUGCAAAACCGGCCCCCAAAAGACCAGGCACCUCUCCUGAUACUAAGGCUACUGGUCCAAAGAAAGCAAGGACGGACCAGUGAGGUUGCCCAGAGAUCCCUCCCAGUCUUUUGUCCUUUUUCCACUCGCUGUCCUUUUAUCAGGAAGACUGACCUUCACCCCUCCUUCACCUCCUCAUCCUCAUCCUAAUGUCAUCCUCCACCCUCAAGUCUCAGAUCAAGACAGCAUUGGAGGCAGAACAACCGUAUGAAGCUGAGAUGAAAGUCAAUCUGAGAGAUGUUUCUGUAGAUAAAAACCCUCCUUCUUCCUCGUUCUGUUGGUUGUACUAUUUUUAGAGCAACACAAACUUAGAAGCACAUUAUCUUUUUCAGUCACAUCCCCUUCCAUCGUUUAACAUCUAUUUUUGGCUUGUUUCAGUAGUUGAGCAGUAUAGAGAAGCAUUUACAUCUUUCACAAACUGGGAGCCAGCCUGAGCGCAAUGUUACCUUUUUUUUUUUUUUUUUUUUUUUUUUUUUUUUGUCUGUUUU
Molecule: messenger RNA, 6118 nt
Organism: Epinephelus fuscoguttatus (brown-marbled grouper)
Lineage: Eukaryota; Metazoa; Chordata; Actinopteri; Perciformes; Serranidae
Gene: hcfc1a
Product: host cell factor C1a
Exons: 27
Coding region: 407-5674 (1755 amino acids)
Biological process (GO): chromatin remodeling; regulation of DNA-templated transcription
Cellular component (GO): histone methyltransferase complex
Molecular function (GO): protein binding; transcription coactivator activity
Source: RefSeq, a predicted model, not a curated record